GCCACAGGAGACAAGCACACACGCUGUUGUCCUGCUGAGACAACAGCUCUUUAAUCAUGUGGCUUUAUAAUGUUCUGUUGAGUGUUGAUUUCACUGGGCUGCUCCUGUUUGCUUUUCUUUUUCUGCUGGUAGCAGAUUUCAUCAAAAACAGGAAUCCACCAAAUUAUCCUCCAGGGCCACGGGGUCUCCCCAUCGUGGGGAGUUUCUUCAGUAUGGACAGUAAACAUCUAGACAUUUAUUUGAGCAAGCUGGCUGAUGUCUAUGGGAACGUGUUCAGUGUUCGGGCUGGCAGGGACAAGAUGGUGGUCGUGUCUGGAUACAAGAUGAACAAAGAAGCCAUAGUGACACAAAAUGACAUUUUUAUUGAUCGAGCAUACAGUCCAAUAGCUGAUAGGUUAUACUUGGGCUCAGGUGGUCUAUUUAUGAGUAAUGGUGAAAAAUGGAAGAAACAGCGACGUUUUGCCCUGACUACGUUACGCAACUUUGGCUUUGGCAAAAGCAUCCUUGAACAGAGUAUCCUUGAGGAGGCCAAAUACCUGCAGGAGGUGAUGGAAAAUGAGAGAGGUGAAGCUUUUAGCACAGCAGGCCUCUUCAACUACGCUGUGUCCAACAUCAUUUGUCAGAUGGUGAUGGGGAAACGCUUUGACUACAGCGAUCACAUCUUCCAGACCAUGCUGAAGUAUUUGGCUGAGGUUCUGGCACUGGAGGGGUCCAUAUGGGGUAUGCUGUACGAGUCAUUUCCCAGCAUGAUGAAGCACUUGCCAGGCCCUCACAACAAAAUCUUCUCCAACUUUAACCACAUCAGAGACUUCAUCAGUGAGGAGGUUGAGACGCACAAGAAGGAUCUGGACCACAGUGAUCCUCGGGACUACAUUGAUGCUUUCCUCAUCGAAAUGGAGAAUCACAACAAGUCUGAACUGGGCUUCAAUGAGACCAAUCUGACCUUGUGCUCUCUGGAUUUGUUCCUGGCUGGAACAGAAACAACGUCCACCACUCUGCAGUGGGCUUUGGUUUACCUCAUCAAGAACCCUGACGUCCAGGAAAAGGUCCAAGCAGAGAUUGACAGAGUGAUUGGACAGAGCCGUCAGGCCACGAUGGCGGACAGACCCAGCUUGCCCUACACUGAUGCUGUUAUACAUGAGAUCCAGAGGAUGGGAAACCUUGUUCCCCUGAAUGGACCAAGAGUUGCUGCCAAAGACACAACACUGGGCGGUUAUUUCAUACCAAAGGGUACGACUAUAUUGCCCGUGCUGACCUCUGUGCUGUUUGACAAGAAUGAAUGGGAAACUCCAGACACCUUCAAUCCUGGACACUUCCUAGAUGCUGAGGGGAAGUUUGUAAAGAGAGAAGCUCACAUGCCUUUCUCUGCAGGGAAACGUGUGUGUCUUGGAGAAGGCCUGGCCAAGAUGGAACUCUUUCUGUUUUUGGUAGCUUUACUCCAGAGGUUCUCCUUCUCUGCUCCUGAUGGAGUAGAGCUGAAUGCAGAGGGAGUCACUGGAACGACACGAGUGCCACAUCCCUUCAAGGUUCAUGCUAAAGUUCGCUGAGUUUGGCAGAAUCUCACCAAACUGCUUUCAUUUAACCACUGUUCUGUAACAGACAGGACCAAAGUUGAACACCUCAACCACAGUUAAUUCUCAUGCUCUCACUGUUGUAUGAUUGUCUUAUGUACUAUAAUGGCGUUAUCAGUCUCUCUGCCUGUACAAUUCUGUGUAAGUGUAUAAGCAGAACCAAAAAAAUGUUGAUUGUUAAUUAAUAAAGGGAGGAAAUGACAAAUA
This is a messenger RNA of Solea solea (common sole), 1778 nucleotides long. RefSeq names its product cytochrome P450 2J6-like. Gene Ontology annotation, cellular component: cytoplasm; intracellular membrane-bounded organelle. Gene Ontology annotation, molecular function: oxidoreductase activity, acting on paired donors, with incorporation or reduction of molecular oxygen, reduced flavin or flavoprotein as one donor, and incorporation of one atom of oxygen; heme binding; iron ion binding. Bases 57 to 1547 code for a protein of 496 amino acids. Gene Ontology annotation, biological process: xenobiotic metabolic process. Lineage: Eukaryota; Metazoa; Chordata; Actinopteri; Pleuronectiformes; Soleidae. The record is from RefSeq and is a predicted model, not a curated record. The transcript has 9 exons.